Molecule: messenger RNA, 1511 nt
Organism: Sesamum indicum (sesame)
Lineage: Eukaryota; Viridiplantae; Streptophyta; Magnoliopsida; Lamiales; Pedaliaceae
Product: fasciclin-like arabinogalactan protein 1
Cellular component (GO): plasma membrane
Source: RefSeq, a predicted model, not a curated record
UCAAAAAUCGCAUGUUGUCAUGAUCAACCUUAAUAACAUCAUUAAUCAAUCAGACUCCAGACACCCUAUCCUGAAUUAUUGUCCUAAUCUGGUUGGAAUCAGCUGUAGUUAACCCCAAUUUCCCACUCAUUUCUAUAAACUCCCACUUCACUCUUUAGCAGUCCAAGAACCAGAGCCAGAACCAUACCUAAAUCUUUCCCCGCUACUCACAAUGCAGCUCAGCCGCGCUGCCGCCGCAUCUGUGGUGGUUUUAUGUAUCUCUCUGUUUCUCCUUCCCUCAACUUCCGACGCCCACAAUAUUACCCGCAUUCUCGCCAAGUUUCCUGAGUUCUCCACAUUUAACCACUAUUUAACAGUGACGCAGCUCGCGCCGGAGAUCAACCGACGAGAAACAAUUACAGUUUGCGCCGUGGACAAUGCCGGAAUGGCGGAUCUACUCUCGAAGCACCUAACGCUUGGCGCACUCAAGAACGUGCUUUCGCUCCACGUUCUCCUCGACUACUUCGACGCUAAGAAGCUUCACGAGAUCACCGACGGCACCGCCCUCGCCGCCACCAUGUUCCAGGCCACCGGCUCUGCCACGGGGUCCUCCGGCUUCGUCAAUAUCACUGAUCUCAAGGGUGGAAAGGUCGGGUUCUCUCCCGAGGACAAUGGCGGGGUUGUUUCCGCCACUUUCGUCAAGACUGUCCAGGCCAUACCCUACAACAUCUCCGUCAUUCAGAUCUCCACCAUCUUGCCGUCACCUGAAGCCGAGGCGCCGGCCCCCGGGCCGAGCCAGAUGAAUCUCACCGCUCUCAUGUCAGCGCAUGGCUGCAAGGUCUUCGCCGAGACGCUGUUGGCUAAUCCGGCGGAACAAACGUUUGAGGACAACAUUGAGAGCGGAUUAACCAUAUUCUGCCCCGGAGACGACGCAAUGAAGGGUUUUAUGCCCAAAUACAAGAAUUUGAGCGCAGCAGGUAAACAAUCGCUGCUCGAAUAUCAUGGAAUACCGAUUUAUCAAUCACUCUCUGGUUUGAGAUCGAGCAACGGAUUAACGAACACCUUAGCCACCGACGGCGCCAACAAGUACGAUUUCACGGUGCAGAACGACGGAACAGACGUGACGAUUAAGACGAAAAUCGCGACGGCAAAGAUUAUUAAUACUUUGAUUGACGUGCAGCCAUUGGCGAUAUACGAAUUGAACAAGGUUUUAUUGCCAAAGGAGCUGUUCUCAGCUCUUGCUCCCACUCCCUCUCCUGCUCCGGCACCAGCCCCGACUCCUGAAGCCGAUGCAGAGUCUCCGAAGCCGUCGACGAAGCACAAAUCGCCGCCGGCACCGGCUGCUCCAUCUGACUCGCCAGCGGAUGCUCCCGACGGAGACGUGGCGGAUCAGACUGCGGAUGGUAACGGCGCAUUCAGGUUUAACGGUGGAAGAUUUGGUGCUGUAAUUUUGAGUCUUUGGUUUCUAUUUUUGCACUUGUGAUUUUAGUAUUUUACUUUCUAGGUUUGAUUUUUAUUUUUUUCCUUUUUCU